CCUUCCUCGCUCGCCGCCGGAAUGCCGAAGCUCAGCAAGGAGGCCAAGCAGCGGCUGCAGCAGCUCUUCAAGGGCGGCCAGUUCGCCAUCCGCUGGGGCUUCAUCCCCGUCGUGCUCUACUUAGGAUUUAGGAGAGGUGCAGAUCCGGGAAUGCCUGAGCCAACCAUUCUGAGUCUCCUUUGGGGAUGAAAGCCAUAGCCGUCCACUCUUAGAAGCAGCUGGUGGGCAGAGGAGAUGGCUGAAGAUGUGUGUACAUUCCAGAGGAUGAGGUGGAUGCUGAACAUUACACCAGCUGGCUCAAGUAGCUUGCUAAAGGCAUAGAUUGUACAUACAGCAAAAUGGAGUUUAUAUGGACCUAACUUAUUUGCAUUACGGUGUAAUUAAAUAAACACAGUUUGAAUCAAUAU
Nothoprocta perdicaria is the source of this 407-nucleotide messenger RNA. RefSeq names its product translocase of outer mitochondrial membrane 7 (gene TOMM7). The record is from RefSeq and is a predicted model, not a curated record. Lineage: Eukaryota; Metazoa; Chordata; Aves; Tinamiformes; Tinamidae. The coding region runs from base 22 to 189 and encodes 55 amino acids. The transcript is spliced from 3 exons. Gene Ontology annotation, cellular component: mitochondrial outer membrane translocase complex. Gene Ontology annotation, biological process: protein import into mitochondrial matrix.